Molecule: messenger RNA, 1785 nt
Organism: Cygnus atratus (black swan)
Lineage: Eukaryota; Metazoa; Chordata; Aves; Anseriformes; Anatidae
Gene: DAZAP2
Product: DAZ associated protein 2
Source: RefSeq, a predicted model, not a curated record
GCGGGAGCGCGCGCGGCGCGGGCACAGCGGGACCGGGCCGCCGCCGCCGCCGCCGCCAUGAACGGCAAAGGGCAGUACCCCCCCCAGCCCGCCUACCCGGUGCAGCCCCCCGCCAACCCCCCCGUGUACCCGCAGGCCCUGCCGCUGCCCCAGCCGCCGCCCUACACGGACGCGCCGCCUGCGUACUCCGAGCUUUACCGUCCCAGCUUCGUGCCUCUGGGGGCCGCCACCGUCCCCACCAUGUCCGCGGCGUACCCGGGCACUUCGGUCUUCCUGCCCGUGGCCCAGUCCGUGGCCGUGGGUCCCAUCGGCUCCUCCGUCCCCAUGGCCUAUUACCCCGUGGGCCCCGUGUAUCCCCCAGGCUCCACGGUCCUCGUCGAAGGCGGCUUUGAUGCUGGAGCCAGGUUUGGGGCCGGCGGAACAGCCAGCAUCCCUCCCCCCCCUCCUGGCUGUCCCCCCAACGCCGCCCAGCUGGCCGUCAUGCAGGGAGCCAACGUCUUGGUGACGCAGCGGAAGGGGAACUUCUUCCUGGGAGGCUCAGACGGCGGCUACACUAUCUGGUGAAGAAGGAAGGGGCCGGGGGGAGAGGGGGGGGGGCUACAUUUGCGUAAGGAAAGACAUCACAUACCGUCAGCACUUCUCACGAUGUAACUGCUUUAGUCCAUAUUAACCCGAGGUUGCAGAUCAGACACACCGCUGCGAGGUCUCUUCCUGGCUUGGCGCGGCGGAAAGCAAAGCGAGGAGCCCCUGCGCCGAGAGCGGGGCCUCUGCUGGAUGGGGAGGGGAGACGGAUUCCCCAAACGAACGCGGGCUGAGCAGCCCUGCCUCUCCCUCGCGUUUCGCUGGGGUGACACCGCAGCGCUGUCGCUGGGCUUUAUUAAUCGGCUGCUUUGGGGAGGGCGAGGGAGCCGAGCUGGUGGCGGGGCGCGACCCCUUCCCCUCGCGUUCGUGCUGACCGAGCCCCGCAGACGUUGGGGUUUCCCCUCCAGAGAAGCAAAGGUGCUGGGUAGGAAGCGAGGCAACCUUCACCUCCCAGUACCAGGGGCACCUCGGCGCUUCUUCCUUCCUGACCUCACUCUAGAGCGGAUCCCUCGAAGCACCCUGUGCUCGCAGUCGCCCUUCGCUCCCCUCUAGGAAGGUAUGCAGCUGGCGUGUGUCAUGGGAUUUCUUUUAUACACUCCAAGUAAUCUUGGAUUUCUUUGCACAUUAGAUCUAAUCAAAGCCAUGCUUUGGUGCCAGAAACACAAUGCAACUCAUGUUUGAACAUUUCAUUAAAUGCUAACUAGGCUUUUAGGACUAUGCUUAAUAAACCAACUCUUUUUCUUUUUUUUUUUGAACUCAACCUGGUGUCCUGACACCACAACUCCUUAAGGCUGUUGUUCAAACAGAGAGGCUGGUUACCAUCUGCACAAGGGUGUGUAGCAACUGUCAAUCAACACACAAAUUAGCUUGGUUAAUCAGUUGUUUUACGAAUGCAUACUUCAGAAAUGACUUGGGUAUAAUGAAGUCUUAGUAGGGUUAAGAAGAAUAUUUCAGGGAUCCUCAGUGUUUUUCUUUUUUUGUUUUGUUUUAUGAAGAAAAAUAUCAGAUUCAAAUAUAUUUUAUCUCAAGGUUUCAGUUUAAUCUAAAUCUGUGUCCUGUAUAUGUUGUGUUUAACCAUCCAACUGACUGUUAUGGAAGUUCAGCAUUACGUAUCUCUCUGUAUACACUGUGGUGCACUUAACUUGUGGAUUUUUUUAUACUAAAAAAAAGUAGAAUAAAGACUAUUUUGAAAAUUUGAAUAAA